CCGAGGCGAGCCGGUGUCUGGGCGGUAAUGGCGCUGCGGGGCCUGGAGACUGGCCUGCAGCCCUGGUGCCCGCUGGAUCUCAGCCCAGAAUGGGUGGACACAGUAUGGGAACUGGACUUCACAGAGACUGAACCUUUGGACCCUAACAUCGAAGCAGAUAUCAUAGAGACUGGAUUGGAUGCAUUCACAAAACUCUAUGAAAGUCUUCUCCCCUAUGCUACUGAAGAACGUGGAUCCACAGAGAGCAUUUGGGCCUUCUUCAUUGAAAACAAUAUUUCUCACAAUGCACUGGUGGCACUGUUCUACCACUUUGUUCAAGCAGUCCAUAAGAAAAAUGCCAGUGUGCAGUAUCGAGAAUAUGGCCUUCAUGCUGCUGGGCUGUAUUUUCUACUACUAGAAGUGCCAGGCAGUGUAGCCAAUCAAGUAUUCCACCCAGUCAUGUUUGACAAAUGUAUUCAGACGCUAAAGAAGAGCUGGCCUCAGGAAUCUAACUUGAAUCGUAAAAGAAAGAAAGAACAGCCUAAGAACUCCCAGGCUAAUCCAAGAGGUAAUAGAAAAAGAGGAAAACUAUCCAGGAAAGAGGAUAUUGAGAUGGAUGAGAUUAUGGAGGAACAAGAAGAUGAAGAGAACAUUUGUUUUUCUGCUCGAGACCUUUCUCAAAUUCGAAAUGCCAUCUUUCACCUCUUGAAGAAUUUUUUAAGGCUUCUGCCCAAGUUUUCCCUGAAAGAAAAGCCACAGUGUGUACAGAAUUGUAUAGAGGUCUUUAUUGCAUUAACUAAUUUUGAACCAGUUCUUCAUGAAUUUCAUGCUACACAAGCCAGAAACCUUAACCAAGCAAAAUAUAUUCCAGAACUGGCCUAUCAUGGAUUGUAUCUGCUGUGCUCCCCAAUUCAUGGAGAAGAAAAUAAGGUUAUUGGUGGUGUUUUCCAUCAAAUGCUCAAUGUAAUAUUAAUGUUAGAAGUAGGCGAAGGAUCCCACCGUGCUCCUCUUACUAUUACUUCACCCGUCAUCAAUAGGAGAAACCAGGCAGUCCAGUUCAUCAGCUCACUUGUUGAUGAACUAAAGGAGAGUAUAUUUCCAGUACUCCGUAUCUUAUUGCAGCAUAUCUGUGCCAAGGUGAUAGAUAAGUCAGAGUAUCGAACCUUGGCAGCUCAGUCCCUGGUCAGGCUGCUCAACAAACUUCCUUCUGGGGAAUAUGCUACAUUCAUUGCCUGGCUUUACAAAUACUCACGCAGUUCCAAGAUCCCACACAGGGUUUUUACUCUGGAUGUUGCCUUAGCUUUACUGGAACUGCCUGAAAGAGAGGUAGAUAACACUGUCUCCUUAGAGCAUCAGAAGUUCUUAAAGCAUAAGUUUUUGGUGCAGGAAAUCAUGUUUGACCGUUGUUUAGACAAGGCACCUACUGUCCGAAGCAAAGCACUGUCCAGUUUUGCGCAUUGCCUGGAGCUAUCUGUGACCACCGCAUCAGAGAGCAUUCUAGAACUUCUGAUAAACAGUCCUGCAGUUUCAGGAAUAGAGAGCCAUCCUGGAACCUUGCUGAAAAAUUCAGCAGCAUUUUCCUAUCAGAGACAGACACCUAAUCCUUCUGGGAGCUCAGAGAUGAUCAAUAUAGACAGCAGUAGUGAAACAGUUGGAUCUACGGAAAGAUGUGUCAUGGCAAUGCUGAGAAAGAGAAUCAGGGAUGAGAAGACCAAUGUCAGGAAGUCUGCACUUCAGGUAUUAGUGAGUAUUUUGAAACACUGUGACAUUUCGGGUAUGAAAGAAUACCUGUUAAUUCUGCAAGACCAGUCUCGAGACCCUGCGGUAUCUGUCCGGAAGCAGGCUUUACAAUCUCUUACUGAACUUCUUAUGGCCCAACCGAGAUGUGUCCAGAUCCAGAAAGCCUGGCUGAUGGGGAUCGUCCCAGUUGUGAUGGACUGUGAGAGCACUGUGCAGGAAAAGGCUCUGGAGUGCCUUGACCAGCUCCUGCUGCAGAACAUUAAGCAUUACAGUAAAUUUCACAGCGGAGACGACAGCCAGGUGCUAGCUUGGGCGCUUCUUGCCCUUCUCAGUACAGAAAGCCAAGAAUUGAGCCGCUAUUUAAAUAAGGCUUUUCAUAUCUUGUCCAAGAAAGAUAAAUUCUCAUCUGCUUUUAUAAACAACGUGAUAUCCCACACUGUCACAGAACAUUCUGCACCAGCGUGGAUGCUGCUUUCCAAGAUCGCCUGUUCUUCACCUAAGCUGGACUACUCCAAAAUAAUAGAAUCCUGGGAGAAAAUCAGCAGUCAAAAGAACCCCAAUUCAAACACCUUAGGACACAUUCUGUGUGUGAUUGGACAUAUUGCAAAACAUCUUCCUAAGAGCACCCGGGACAAGGUGACUGAUGUCGUCAUGUGUAAACUGAAUGGGUUCCAGUGGUCUCUUGAGUUGAUAAGCGCAGCUGUUGACACUUUGCAGAGGCUCUGUAGAGCCUCUGCAGAGACAACUUUGGAAGAACAGGAACUCCUGAAGCAAGUGUGUGGGACUGUGCUCUCCAGCUGUGUGCACCACCUCUCCAACAUAGUUCUGAGGGAAGAUGGAGCUGGGAAUGUGGAUGAAGACCUGUUGGUGAAGUACAUUUUUACUUUAGGAGAUAUAGCCCAACUCUGUCCAGCCAGAGUGGAGAAACGAGCCUUCCUUUUGAUUCAGUCUAUAUUAGCUUCUUCUGCUGAUGCGGAUUUUGUAGCCUCAUCUCAAGGAAGCAGUGAAGGCCCACCCUCUCAGCCUCUUCCCCAGGCCAGAGGUUCUACCAUGCCCUCUGUGAUCAGAGCUCAUGCCAUCAUUGCCCUGGGCAAGCUGUGCUUACAGCAUGAGGAUCUUGCAAAGAAGAGCAUCCCGGCCCUUGUGCGAGAGCUGGAAGUGUGUGACGAUGUGGCUGUGCGGAACAAUGUCGUCAUCGUCAUGUGCGACCUGUGUAUCCGCUACACUGCCAUGGUGGACAAAUACAUCCCCAACAUCUCCAUGUGUCUCAAGGAUUCAGAUCCAUUCAUCCGAAAGCAAACGCUGAUCUUGCUUACCAAUCUCUUACAGGAGGAAUUUGUAAAAUGGAAGGGCUCUCUGUUUUUUCGAUUUGUCAGUACUCUGAUAGAUUCACACCCGGAUAUUGCCAGUUUCGGAGAGUUCUGCCUGGCCCACCUGUUACUGAAGAGGAAUCCCAUCAUGUUCUUCCAGCACUUCAUUGAGUGUAUUUUCCACUUCAAUAACUAUGAGAAGCACGAGAAGUAUAACAAGUUUCCCCAGUCGGAGAGAGAGAAGUGGCUGUUUUCACUGAAGGGAAAGACAAACAAGGAAAAACGAAUGAAAAUCUACAAGUUUCUUCUUGAGCACUUCACAGAUGAACAGCGCUUCAAUAUCACUUCUAAAAUCUGCCUCAGUAUUUUGGCAUGUUUUGCCGAUGGCAUCCUGCCCCUGGAUAUGGAAGCCAGUGAGCUACUGUCUGACACGUUCGAGAUCCUCAGCUCCAAGGAGAUCAAGCUCUUGGCGAUGAGAUCUAAGCCAGAUAAGGAUCUCCUUAUAGAAGAAGAUGACAUGGCCUUGGCAAAUGUAGUCAUGCAAGAAGCUCAGAAGAAGCUCAUCUCCCAAGUUCAGAAGAGGAAUUUCAUAGAAAAUAUUAUUCCAAUUAUCAUCUCCCUGAAGACUGUGCUAGAGAAGAAUAAAGUCCCAGCUUUGCGGGAGCUCAUGAACUAUCUCAGGGAAGUGAUGCAGGAUUACCGAGAUGAAGUCAAGGAUUUCUUUGCAGUUGACAAACAGCUGGCAUCAGAACUUGAGUACGAUAUGAAGAAAUACAACGAACAGCUUGCGCAGGAGCAAGAGCUGGCGAAACAAGCAGAUGUGAGCAAAGUGGCCAUAGGCGCCGACGGGGCCCACAUGGUGCAGGGUGCUACAAGUUUAGAAAUAAUACCAGCUACUGGCCACGAAAACCCCACAGUGCCUCUUGCCAUGAGGCUGCCCUCCACACCGCGGUCCAGCACCAGUCACGCACCCACUGUGCCGCCUGCACUAGAGACCGGCUCCAUGAAGAGGUUACUGCCCAAAGCCAGACCCAUGUCCCUGAGUACCAUAGCCAUCCUGAAUUCUGUCAAAAAAGCUGUGGAGUCAAAGAGCAAGCACCAGAGUCGGAGCUUAGGAGUACUGCCUUUCGCUUUAAGUUCUGGAAGCCCAGAUAAAGCGCACAAUCGUGGUAAGCUCGAGAAGGUUCCAAGAGGCUAUGGAACUUCUCCGUUCUCCAUCUUAGACACAGCGCAGUGUACAGCAUCUUCAUACAGCUUAGAGCAAGAGUCCAAUGGAGCAAUUGACCACGUGACCAAACGAGCCAUCAGCACUCCUGAGAAGACCAUCAAUGAUGUCACAUUUGGAGCAGGGGUCAGCUACAUCGCCACUCCACCAACUCCUUUUGCUGGCAAAGAAAAAAUGGAAGCCCAGAAUCAAGGGAAUGACAUUUUAUGCUUAUCACUGCCUGAUAAACAGCCUCCACAGCCACAGCAGUGGAAUGUGAAGUCUCCAGCCAGGAAUAAAGACAACCCAGCCUCCAGCAGGAGAUCGCUCCGAAAGACUCCCCUGAAAACAGCCAACUAAAACAGUCCAUUCCAGGGAGUGUCUGGAAGGCAGGAGCCGUAAGAAACCACCUUGUUGCCUGUAUGUGGAAAGGCAGGGUUCACUUCCCUCACAUCCCUAGGUUGGGGUGCUUUCAUUAUACCAGCACUUUCCUGGAUUCCAGCACUCUCACUGACUCACCUGUGUAGCUGGCCAGCCCUUUAAAUGUCUUUAAUGAACUAUAUGGUAAAGCAUUGUAAAAUAAUAGAGAAAUGCCUUAGCUAUUUAAUAAUCUAACUUUACCCCUCUGAAAAUGCUGAAUCCACCUGUGAGCUGAAUCCUUAAGGAAGACAGUGCAUCGGCUUUCUUUUCUAUAAACCAAGUGUGUUUGCUGGCUUGAGUUCCUGUUAGUACAGUUUCUCAUAUAUAAUAAUAAGAUUUGAUUGUAAUAUUUUUUCUAUUAUUUAUAAAUUGCAGAUUUUUUAA
Condylura cristata (star-nosed mole) is the source of this 5037-nucleotide messenger RNA. It is a transcript of the gene NCAPD3, whose product is annotated as non-SMC condensin II complex, subunit D3. NCBI's taxonomy places the organism in Eukaryota, Metazoa, Chordata, Mammalia, Eulipotyphla, Talpidae. The record is from RefSeq and is a predicted model, not a curated record. The transcript is spliced from 35 exons. Bases 28 to 4593 code for a protein of 1521 amino acids. Gene Ontology annotation, molecular function: histone binding. Gene Ontology annotation, cellular component: condensed chromosome, centromeric region; condensin complex. Gene Ontology annotation, biological process: mitotic chromosome condensation; meiotic chromosome condensation.